ACUUCCUAUUUGUAAUGGCGGUGUCACGGUGAUGUCCGUGCUCUUGUUACAGAUAGGUUGUCUCAAUAUUUACACUGACACAUUGACGGGCAUAAGCAAGUAAUGAAAUUCUGAAGAGAGAAAACAAAUUUGAUAAUAAGUGAAAAAUGGCAGGAUCUGCUCUGAGACGUUUGAUGGCGGAAUAUAGACAGCUGACCCUGAAUCCUCCCGAAGGUAUUAUUGCAGGUCCUGUUAGUGAAGAGAAUUUUUUCGAAUGGGAGGCAUUGAUCAUGGGUCCUGAAGGUACUUGUUUUGAAGGUGGCGUCUUUUUAACUCGACUCAUGUUUCCUCCAGAUUAUCCCUUAAGUCCUCCAAAAAUGAAAUUUAACAGUGAAAUUUUUCACCCUAACAUUUAUGUUGACGGCCGUGUAUGUAUCUCAAUUCUUCAUGCACCUGGAGACGACCCCAUGGGAUAUGAGACCAGUGCUGAAAGGUGGAGUCCAGUACAAAGUGUUGAGAAAAUCCUUCUCUCUGUUGUCAGUAUGUUAGCAGAACCAAAUGACGAGAGUGCAGCCAACGUAGAUGCUGCCAAAACAUGGCGAGAAGACCGUCAGAGAUUCAACAGCAUAGCGCGUAAAACUGUUGCAAAAUCCUUGGGUUUUUGAAGAAAUAUUAACGACAUUUCUUUUUCUACUUCCUGCCUUUGUUUGAAAAUAUCUUUCUUCUUCUGUCUUGUUGAAAAAUCAACUUGAUAUUUAAUGCAUUUUUGGUAAAUAAAACUAAAU
Molecule: messenger RNA, 764 nt
Organism: Octopus sinensis (East Asian common octopus)
Lineage: Eukaryota; Metazoa; Mollusca; Cephalopoda; Octopoda; Octopodidae
Product: ubiquitin-conjugating enzyme E2 G2
Exons: 5
Coding region: 147-644 (165 amino acids)
Cellular component (GO): cytosol; endoplasmic reticulum
Source: RefSeq, a predicted model, not a curated record